AUGGUUGGAGAGCACGAUGCGUUUGAGCUUGGGAACGAAAUGAACGCUAAGACAUUAGGUAUUUGGAUGGGUACAAAGGUACUGAGAAACAGAGAGAAAGGAUUCACCGCCAUUCUGUUAGACAGCGAGGGAACCGAUGCUUUUGAUUCCGAAGCUGCCAAUGAUAUCGGUAUAUUGGUGAUGACAGUGUUGCUUACAUCACAGCUGAUUUAUAACACCAAGAACGUGCCAAUGAAAAGGGAUACAGAAGAACUCAAAGUCCUCACUGACAUUACUGGGAAAGUUCGAGUUAAGGAAAACGAGGAAGUGACAGAAGACAUGGGAACACUUCGUAAGAUGUUUCCAAAUUUUCUGUGGCUUUUGCGGGAUGUCCAUUUGAAGUUUGUACAUCCUGUCACCAAAGAACAAAUGACACCCACUGCAUAUGUAAAGGAAGUGGUUUUCAAAAAGGGCACACAGGAAACAGCUGAAACCAGCCAAGAGAAGAUAGGGAGAGUCAUACUGUCAGCUUUUGAACAGGUGGAGGCAUUUGAUCUCCCUUUUCCAGGAGAUACAGAUGUUUUGGAAGAUAUUGCAGCAAAUGCUGAUCGUAUCAAUCCCAAAUUCAAUGAAAAGAUUGAAAUAUUGAUUGGACUUAUUCUGUCCAAUCUAGAAUGCAAGAGAGGGGUGGCUGAAAAUUCCAAGAUAACAGGAGAUCAGCUUGCUACAAUGCUUCAGUUCUAUGUGAAAGCUGUAAAUGAUCCAGACACAAUACCUGCCAUGAAGAGUGCCUGGAAUGCAAGUACUGAGUUAAGACGCAUUAAAAUACUGCAAGAUAUGGUGUCCCAGUACAAUACUCAAAUGACGGAAGCUAUCACCAAGGUCUGCCUCAAAGGAUCAGAGAUGAUACCUAUAGAAGAAAGACAUUGUGAUGAUGCUGAAAAACCAAGCUUAAUGAGCAUCCAUGAUGCUGUUAUGGACAAUGUUCGCAAUGGGUUAAACAAACAGCUGGAGUUUUUUGGAUUUGAUGAAGAGGAACAGCAUUUGAACAAUUCACUUUUCCUUGAUUUUAAUGAAAGAAUAGUUAGGAGAGACACAAGUCAGGAGAAUGAUGUUAUUAUUGGUGGGGAGCUGUUUCGUUACCUUCAAGAGAAUCGCGAAAGGUCUCGUCUUAACUGUGAGAAAGUGUUUAAGAGUCUUCUGGAUGAGCUGAAAAAACGACUAAAUCCUAUACCAGUUGACUACACAGAGGAAAUGCUGUUAGCAGACAUAGAACAACUGAAGAUGUCCUACUUGAAGCAAGCUAUAGGGCCUGCGAAGUUAGUUGUACUGGACGAGAGUUUCCUGUCCUCAGAUAUGACUGAUUUCCUUCGAAUAUGCAAGGCAAUCCAAGGAUUUCGAAUGGAAGUUGUUGAGGCAAAGAGGCAACAAGAAGUUUUAGCUUUACAGAAUGCAAAACAGAGGUGCAAGCUCCAAGAUAUUAUAGACGAAUCUGCGAGACAAAAGGAGGAGCAUUCAAAGGCAUUACAGAUCAUGGCCAAAAACAAUCAGAAAAAUCUUGAAAAGCUACAAAAAUCACAGGAAGAGAGCUGGUUGAGACAUAAGAAGAAAAUGGAAGAUCUACCGAAAGCUUAUCAACAGCAAAUAGCGGAAUUAUCAGAGGUUUGUCUUAACCUUAUUCCACUUCUCUGCAAAAAUUCUCUGAUUGGUACAAAUUAA
Lingula anatina is the source of this 1698-nucleotide messenger RNA. Its product is annotated as guanylate-binding protein 6-like. The record is from RefSeq and is a predicted model, not a curated record. Lineage: Eukaryota; Metazoa; Brachiopoda; Lingulata; Lingulida; Lingulidae.